GAGCGUGGAACAUUUAAUUAACAGAUACUUGUCUCAAGCUUUCACGUCGAUGCUAACCUUUCCAACGCCUAUACACUAGGUAAUCUAUACAGACCGAUCCACUCAUCCCGUCCCUCUGCCAAGCCUCCUCGACUUGUAUACGCGAUAUUGUGUCGUUGUAUGCGUCCUCAUCGCUUGCGGCAUUGCUCGGCUGCCUAGAGGAGAUACCUACGUGCCCAAGCAUAUCCAUUCCCUUUUCGUGUCUCCUUCUCGCACGCUCUCUGCCUUCUUCUCCGGCACGCAAAGCCGGACAGCCAUACCUCUCGCACUCGUCGCAGCGCAGCGGGUCCGCCCCCGGGAACGAAGAGCGUGCGCGCGACGAGGCGCGCGAGCGGAGGCAGGAUGCGGGAGCUGUUCCUGACGGCGUCGGUUCGGGACUCGGACUUCGGGAUGGCGCGGGCGGUGCUGGAGGGGCUGUCGUGGAUGCGGGCGCGGCGGACGACGCACCGGAUCCUGUUCCUGCACGGCCAGCCGCAGCCGCGGCAGCUCAAGAACCUGCCGCUGUUCCAGCAGUCGCGGUACCUGCCCUUCUGGAAGGAGCUCAGCAGCCACCUGGCGCGCUCGUCGUACGUCGUCCAGACCGCGUACGAGGCCGUGCCCGAGCGCGACUUCGGCACCGGCGCCGCCAUGGAGUUCAACCUCCUGCCCGCCACCCUCCGCUGGACCGACCUGCCCGACCCCCUCCGCGACCUCCCCGUCACCUCCCGCAAGAAGAUCGAGAUCCCCGACCAGACCAGCCUCCUGCCGGCCAUGGCCGAGAACGGCUUCCGGUACCAGAGCGAGGUGAUACAGGAGAGCUACUCGCUGGUGCGGGACAACGUCGAGUUCGUGUUCAGCCGGUACUACCACGUGCCGACGGACGCGGGGGCGGCGGCGGGGGCGGGCCCGCGGCCGGCGGCGUCGCUCCCCGCCUGGGCGGACCUGCGGCCCGUCGACCCGGCGCAGAAGUGGGUGCUCAACGUCAAGCUCAACGUCUUCGACGACACCCAGCCCGACAAGGUCAAGAAGGCGCUCGAGGAGCUGCUGGCCAUCCGCGCCGAGCUCGCCGGCGUCUUCGACUUCCGCCCCAUCGACCGCCGCGUCUUCGACACCAGGAUAGCCCCGCCGCCCGCCAUCCCAGGCCGCGGGUAGGCAGUCGGCUGAGUAGACGGACAGAUGGAUGGUAGAGGUAUCCGGGGGCGUUUAGGGCUUUUUCUUUGCUCACAUGUGUCGGUAUUGGGUGGGUGGGUGUGAGGAGUUGGCCCAGCAUCAUCGGUCUCGGUGCGGCCUUCGUAUGGUUAUUCCGCCACGUCGAUACGCUGUCUUACUGUUACAGCGACGAAGUGUGACGUAAUUCCAGCGUAGUUCCCAAAUUGUCGGGGCCAGUUUAAAGCGCGUAUUUUAUUACGCUUC
Molecule: messenger RNA, 1431 nt
Organism: Durotheca rogersii
Lineage: Eukaryota; Fungi; Ascomycota; Sordariomycetes; Xylariales; Xylariaceae
Product: mediator complex, subunit Med18
Exons: 2
Coding region: 382-1170 (262 amino acids)
Biological process (GO): regulation of transcription by RNA polymerase II; termination of RNA polymerase II transcription
Cellular component (GO): core mediator complex; mediator complex
Molecular function (GO): transcription coregulator activity
Source: RefSeq, a predicted model, not a curated record